Molecule: messenger RNA, 1909 nt
Organism: Trichomycterus rosablanca
Lineage: Eukaryota; Metazoa; Chordata; Actinopteri; Siluriformes; Trichomycteridae
Product: small integral membrane protein 10-like protein 2A
Exons: 2
Coding region: 295-495 (66 amino acids)
Source: RefSeq, a predicted model, not a curated record
AAUACAUGAACAUUUGAUUCAUAUAAAUUAUUAAUAUUAAACAGUUAGACUUCUUGUUUAGCACAAGACUUGUAUUUACGGUAACCGGAAGUACAGCGGAACUUUGUUGCGUUCCACUCUAUUUACACCGGCUUGUUUAGAAGCGCAGUGAACAGGGCGGAGUAUGAGUUCAUCCACACUCAGCUAUUCUUCCAGAAUUAAACCGAGUGAGGAAUCAUGCUCACUUAACACGGGAUAAGGAGGUUGUUGGAGGAGUUUGGGAGAUCUGGAGCACGGAGCGGUACAGGGAGUCUCAUGGCAGGACUGCUGUACUUGGUGCUCAGGUUUUCGGGCUCCGCGGGUCGGAGCUACGGCCUCUUUUCUAAAGGACUGACCCGCACUUUAUUAAUUUUCUUCGAUUUAGCAUGGCGAUUAAGAAUUCGGUUUCCAUACCUCUACCUCAUCGCCUCCAUGAUGUUUAAUGUGCGCCUACAGGUUCACAUUGAGAUACAUUAAUUUACAUUCAAGAACUUCCCUCAUAUAAAGACUGGACAUUACAGGAUGGAAGGCUUCUCUUCUGCCACUUUAGAAGCCAACCAAGGCCAGAGGAUUGACCAGAACUGGAAAGUAUGGACAAAUAGACACACCAAGGUGGUGCUGAAAUCUUGUUUUGGAGAUGUGGAAAUCCUGUGGCAGUUUACAACUAGGAUUCUUUGAUGCUGAAUACCAAGAAGCACUUUGUGUGUGACAAGCCAAGGAAUUUUAGUCCAUUAUUUUCUUUAUUUAUAAAUUGUGACUGGUUAGACCCUCAGCUUACUUUAACCUACUACAGACACAGCCAUUGUGUUUUAAAGGGAAAACAUAUCACAGCUUUUUAUUGGUUUACUACAGCUCUGAGAGGAGUUUUCCUCAUAAUUUUAAAGGUUUAGAAGUGUCAGAAUUAUGCAUAGACAUGCAGACACACUUAAAUAGUCUCCAAGGUCAAAUGUGGUUUGGCACUUAACUGAUUUUGCACUUUUACUGCUUUUAAUUGAAUUUGUUCUGACCAGAUACAUAAAUGAUUUUGUUAACUGCUCAGUUUACUUCAGAGCCUUUUAGGUGCCAGUAUAUAAAUUAACAUGUUAGGUAAAUUAGUGUCAUUUUUUUCUGACUCAAAUCUGUCAGAUUUUGCUGUGUCAAGCCAAGGCUUAGUGAGUAUCUUAACAAAUUAAUGGUACUCAUUGUACAACAGCAAGGAGCUUGAAUUGUUACAUAGUCUUUAUUGUUAAUAGUGGGGAAGGUUCAGCAAUUAAAGCUGAAGGCAGCGUGGCAAAUAUAAGAAUGCACUAAUCUGGGCCAAUGUUGGCCAGAGAGGUUGGACUUGUAGUAGAUGUACUUCGAUGCUCUUUUUGGUCCACUGUCAUAUAUUUUAGAGUGAAUGCAUGACAAAACAUUAAUAUGGUUUUUGUGUAACUUGAAAAAGUCAACAUACCCAUUAUUCAAAUGUCCUUUUCAAAAAGGUUUUGAUAUUGAUACCAUAUUGUCAAUGAAAAUAUCUGAUUGGUGCAUCCCUUGACAAAAGGUUUUUACCAUUUUGUCCAUGAAGACUGUGGAAAAUAGUCCUGUAAUGUUUAAUAAGCUUUCUUAAAACAUUUUUAAGAAUACCACAAAGGAAUGCUGUCAUGUUGUUUGAUGGACUUCAGUUAUUAUGCUUUUUUUUUUUUUUUUUAGAAUUGCAUUAUCUACAAUUUCACCUAACCUGUUUUAAGAUAUAGGACAUUGUUACUUUAAAAUGUUUCAAAACUGGAGCGAUCUAGCUAUGAUAUGCAUUUACUUAUUUGUCUUUUUGUCAGUAACAAAUGUGUGCAUUAACGUUUUGAAUGUGGGAUUUCUUUAAACAACAAUAUAUGAAUAUAAUAUUAUUUAAACCCAAAUAAAUCAAAAGAAAGUA